This is a messenger RNA of Serinus canaria (Common canary), 809 nucleotides long. RefSeq names its product cuticle collagen 2C-like. Lineage: Eukaryota; Metazoa; Chordata; Aves; Passeriformes; Fringillidae. Bases 1 to 750 code for a protein of 249 amino acids. The record is from RefSeq and is a predicted model, not a curated record. The transcript is spliced from 3 exons.
AUGGAUGCAAUAGGAAUAUCACAUGCAGGCAAGUCUGGUAGCCAGCCUGGAGCCUGUGUCCAGUGGUGGUGUGCAUGUGGUACCCAAGCAAGCACGCACACCUACCUGCACCUGCAUCAAGAUGCUGUUGGACACACACCUACACAAGAAGCCCCAUGCAGAUCCUCAACAGGAAGCUCUCAGCAGGACCAGAGGGGCACCGUCAACACGAGCAGACCAAGGGCCCCUCCUGAAGGACGGGUCCCGGAGGAUGAGCUCCCACCGACACGGCCCUGCUCUCGGCUGCCCACAGGACAGCUCCCAGCUUUGCCUCAGCCUGAGGGAGCGCUGGCCUCGCUGCCCCCCGGCAGCCCGGAGCUCCGGGCAAAGGUUAACGGGCCGCCACCGCAACCCGUGUGCGGCGGCACAGCCAGCAGGGACAGAGCUGCGGGGGCGUCGGUGUGCUCGCAGCGGCUUCGCUUUCUAGGAAAAACCAUGGAAAUGAUGAACGAGCUGGGAGCGGCGGCGCCAGGACAGCGCCUUGUCCCGGGAUAUCGCCCAGCCCCGGGACAGCGGCGGGCACCGGUGCCUGUGGGCCCGGGCGGUACCAAGUACGGCCGGGGGGGGGCGCCGGGACAGCGCCGGGAUAGCGCCGAGCCCCGGGAUAGCGCCGGUGCCUGUGGGCUCCGGGACAGUGCCGUUCCCCGGGAUAGCGCCGGGCACCGGGACACCGCUUUGCCCCGGGACAGCGCGGGACACCGGUGUCUGUGAGCCUGGGCAGUACCAAGUACGGCCGGGGAGGGGGGGGGGUCAUGUGGGCUUACAGCGCU